This is a messenger RNA of Dipodomys spectabilis (banner-tailed kangaroo rat), 1866 nucleotides long. It is a transcript of the gene Wif1, whose product is annotated as WNT inhibitory factor 1. Gene Ontology annotation, cellular component: extracellular region; cell surface. Lineage: Eukaryota; Metazoa; Chordata; Mammalia; Rodentia; Heteromyidae. The record is from RefSeq and is a predicted model, not a curated record. Gene Ontology annotation, molecular function: signaling receptor binding. Bases 28 to 1167 code for a protein of 379 amino acids. Gene Ontology annotation, biological process: anatomical structure development. The transcript has 10 exons.
CCACCGGCGAGGAGGUCGCGGUCAGAGAUGGCCCUGAGAAGCGCCUUCCCCGCGGCGGCGGUCCUGCUCGGGAGCAUCCUCCCCAGCCUCCUCCCGCUGCCCACGGAGGCCGGGCAGCCUCCGCAGGAGAGCCUGUACCUGUGGAUCGACGCGCACCAGGCCAGAGCGCUCAUAGGAUUUGAAGAAGAUAUCCUGAUUGUUUCCGAGGGGAAAAUGGCACCCUUUACACAUGACUUCAGAAAAGCACAGCAGAGAAUGCCUGCAAUUCCUGUCAAUAUCCAUUCCAUGAAUUUUACCUGGCAAGCUACAGGGCAGGCAGAAUACUUCUAUGAAUUCCUGUCCUUGCGCUCUCUGGAUAAAGGCAUCAUGGCCGACCCAACUGUCAAUGUCCCUCUGCUGGGAACAGUGCCUCACAAGGCAUCAGUUGUUCAGGUUGGUUUCCCAUGUCUUGGCAAACAGGAUGGGGUGGCAGCAUUUGAAGUGAACAUCAUUGUGAUGAACUCUGAAGGCAAUACCAUCCUGCAGACACCACAAAAUGCCAUCUUCUUUAAAACAUGUCAACAAGCUGAGUGCCCAGGAGGGUGCCGAAAUGGUGGCUUCUGUAAUGACCGGCGAGUCUGUGAAUGUCCUGAUGGGUUCUAUGGGCCACAUUGUGAGAAAGCCCUUUGCACACCACGGUGUAUGAAUGGCGGACUCUGUGUCACCCCUGGUUUCUGCAUCUGCCCACCAGGAUUCUAUGGAGUCAAUUGUGACAAAGCAAACUGCUCAACCACCUGCUUUAAUGGAGGAACGUGUUUCUAUCCUGGAAAAUGUAUUUGUCCUCCAGGACUAGAAGGAGAACAGUGUGAAAUAAGCAAAUGCCCACAACCCUGUCGAAAUGGAGGUAAAUGCAUAGGUAAAAGCAAAUGCAAGUGCUCCAAAGGUUAUCAAGGAGACCUCUGUUCUAAGCCUGUUUGUGAGCCUGGCUGUGGUGCCCAUGGAACCUGCCAUGAACCCAACAAAUGCCAGUGUCGAGAAGGUUGGCAUGGAAGACACUGCAAUAAAAGGUAUGGAGUCAGCCUCAUGCAUGCCCUGAGGCCAGCAGGCGCCCGGCUUGGGCAGCACACGCCUUCACUUAAAAAGACCGAGGAGCGGCAGGAUCCACCUGAAUCCAAUUAUAUCUGGUGAACUCCCGCAUCUGAAACGUUUUAAGUUACACCAAGUUCAUAGCCUUCGUUAACCUUUCAUGUGCUAAAGGUUCAAAUAAUGUUCAUUACACUUAAGAAUACUGGCCUGAAUUUUAUUAGCUUCAUUAUAAAUCACCGAGCUGAUAUUUACUCUUCCUUUUAAGUUUUCUAAGUAUGUCUAUAGCAUGGUGGUAUAGAUUUUCUCCUUUUAGUCCUUUAGGACAGAUUUUUGUAUUAUGUCAGUUGAUCAGGUUAAAAUUUUUGUCUUUUCAGUGUGUAGUUGGAAGAUAUUUGCAAAAUUACAAUGGGGCUGGAAAACAUUAGAGGGGUUAAAUUGGGCAAAAGUCACAAAUGUUUGCAUUAGACAGGUAGUGCUGAAAUUACAGAAUUUCAAGUGUUAUUGUCAUUUAUUUAGAUACUUGUCACAUUUUAACAAUUGCUCUUAUUUUUAAACUCUCAUACAAUAUAUUUUGACCUGACGAUUAUAGCAGAGAGAUCACUAUUAAAAUGAAAUUACACUGUUGUGGUGGCACUUAAACAAUAUAAUAUAUUGUAAACACAAUGAAAUAAGGAAUAUAAUGUAUGAAGUUUUUGCAUUGGCUUGAAGCAAUAUAAUAUAUUGUAAACAAAACACAGCUCUUACAUAAUAAACAUUUUAUACUGUUUGUAUGUAUAAAAUAAAGGUUACUGCUUUAAUUUU